AUGGCUUCCAAAAAGCUGCAGCAGGAAAUGGUCCAGGUCGACAGAUCCGAGUCUUCCUCCCCUUUCUGGCGCACCUCAUCCUCGAACAGCAAGCGUGAUGCCAGCCUCGCCGGCGAGAGAAAGGUCUUUGGAGCUUCAUACUCGCAUGCCGACAUUCUCAACUUCGACAACUUAAACAUCUCCAACAGCAGCACACCACGUCCCCACACCCCACCCUCGCGCGACAACCGACCGUCCCUCAAAACCUCGACCAGUCUCUCUCCUCCGGCCCCACGCCGCUCGUACUCCAAUUUCUUCGGCGAAAACACAAAGACCAAUGACUCACCACAAGACGAAGAAGCCCUGGAUUUUGACGAAGAUGAAGACGAGUUUGGCCUACCGAGCAUAGCGAGCAUGAGGAGGAAGGGCAAGAGACAAGUCGCAAAGAAGAAGAAAGAUCCAGGUGGCUCUCAAUCUUCUUUGACCACGGUUCCAUCAGCCACAGCAACACUGGCUUCUUGGUCCAUGAACAACGGGGACAUUGCCGAAGAACGUAGUUUGCCAAACUAUCCUACCACAAAACGAUCAGACGGAAAGAUCCUCCGACCGCAGUACAAAGAUAUCCUCAGAGAUCCUGCGAACGCCCUCCACUUGAUCAAUCAUGCUCCUGCUCCACUCAACGCCUCUCCGAAAGAGGUCGAAGCCCAUUCAGCCCGCAUCACUCGCAUCAACAAGUUCAAACGUAUCCUACAAGCCUCCUCGAUCAAUCUGGCUGAGCUGCGCGACUCUGCUUGGUCAGGCUUGCCUGAAGAGGUCAGAGCCAUGUCAUGGCAGAUCCUACUUGGCUACCUUCCGACGAACAGCGAUCGAAGAGUAGCCACGCUUGAGCGCAAGAGGAAUGAAUAUCUGGAAGCAGUGCGACAAGCUUUUGAGAAAGGCACAUCGACGAACGAGGCCGAGUCUGUGAUUGGCAUCGGCGGAAUAUCAGCAUCACCUGCGACUCAACGAGGCAAAGGUCGAGGGCUGGACGAAGCCAUCUGGCAUCAGAUCAGUAUCGAUGUUCCACGAACGAAUCCACAUCUUGAACUGUACAGUUUUGAAGCGACGCAGAGGUCUUUGGAACGCAUUCUGUACGUCUGGGCCAUCCGUCAUCCCGCAAGUGGGUACGUCCAAGGAAUCAACGACCUCGUCUCGCCGUUCUGGCAAGUCUUCCUUGGUAUGUACAUGACGGAUUCAGAGAUCGAAUGCGGUAUGGAUCCUGGACAGUUACCAAAACAAGUUCUGGACGCUGUGGAGGCCGACACUUUCUGGUGUCUGACCAAACUCCUCGAUGGCAUACAAGACAACUACAUUCAUGCACAACCUGGCAUUCAACGACAGGUGGCCAGUCUUCGCGAUCUGACCACGCGUAUUGAUAGCAAUUUGGCGAAGCAUCUCGAGAAUGAAGGGGUCGAGUUUAUACAAUUCAGUUUCCGAUGGAUGAACUGCUUACUCAUGCGUGAGAUAAGCGUCAAAAACACCAUCAGAAUGUGGGAUACGUAUUUGCUAAUUCUACAGGCCGAGGACCAAGGAUUUUCCCACUUCCAUCUCUAUGUCUGCGCUGCUUUCCUGGUCAAAUGGUCGGACCAACUACUCAAGAUGGACUUCCAAGAAAUCAUGAUGUUCCUGCAAGCUCUGCCUACUCGCGGCUGGAACGAAAAAGAUAUUGAGCUUCUCCUCAGCGAAGCUUUUAUCUGGCAGAGUCUCUUCCGAAACUCCAAAGCUCACAUCCAGAAAAGUUCUCAGAAUGGUCCACUCUCUGUCACGCUAUAG
Messenger RNA from Aureobasidium namibiae CBS 147.97, 1791 nucleotides. RefSeq names its product RabGAP/TBC. The transcript has 6 exons. Gene Ontology annotation, cellular component: Golgi apparatus. Bases 1 to 1791 code for a protein of 596 amino acids. Gene Ontology annotation, biological process: activation of GTPase activity. NCBI's taxonomy places the organism in Eukaryota, Fungi, Ascomycota, Dothideomycetes, Dothideales, Saccotheciaceae. Gene Ontology annotation, molecular function: GTPase activator activity. The record is from RefSeq and is a predicted model, not a curated record.